AUGGACACUCUAUUUGAAUUGACCACUGAGGGAUCAGACGAAGAUGAGAAUGUUAUCGCUCUUCGAGCAAUUGAGCUUUGGAGUAAAGUCCCUAAACUAGAUGGUCUGCAAUGCUGCGAAAGGAAUAGUAGUUUUCGAUGGAUAAAUCACUUGCAGCUUGGUCUUAAAACACAAAUGUUCUCACCGGAAGAAGACGAGUUGAUUGUUACUCUUUGUGUCAUUUUUGAACAGAGGCGGGCUCAAAUUGCAACACAAUUAACAGAAACAUCACAAGUACCAAUACAUAAUUUUGGCCUCUUAGUGGAUGGGAAAUGGAGGUGGGGCGGUUCAAAGAAAGAGAAAGAAGAUGGAAAGUUCAAUGAAGAAGAAGAAGAAGAAGAAAAAGGCGAUGCAGUGGUGAUUGAGGCUGCAAAUCUGAAGAGAAAAAAAGAGGGUGAGGCUUCUAAGAGGAGAUAUAGGGUCGAGAUGGGGGUUUCGAAGAAGGAGAAAUUAAAGAGGUGGGGGGUUCGACGAAGAAGAAAGAGGUGGUGCAAAUGGUGGUUGAAGCUUCUGAAUGAUUAUGGUCAAGCAUUUUACAUGCCAGUUUCCAUGUUUCUUCUGUUGCUUCUAGUCGAUGAAGCUUUAUGUCAAGGAUUUUGUUCCUUUAAUAUUUUUGAUUUGGAUUUCUCUGUAGUUAGUAGAACCCAAUCAUGA
Messenger RNA from Solanum stenotomum, 693 nucleotides. RefSeq names its product transcription factor MYB96-like. NCBI's taxonomy places the organism in Eukaryota, Viridiplantae, Streptophyta, Magnoliopsida, Solanales, Solanaceae. Bases 1 to 693 code for a protein of 230 amino acids. The record is from RefSeq and is a predicted model, not a curated record. The transcript has 3 exons.